AUGACUGGUGUGCUGGAGAAGUUGGAGGAGAGGACCCUGGAGGAGACGGAACCGAUCGUUGACAUGGAACCGAUCCUUGAGACAGACCCGAUCCUGGAGGAGAGCGACUUUUCCCGGGGAGCCCUCCUCUUUGCUCCUCUGAAACAAUGGCAGCUCUGGGUGGUUGCGGGAGGACUGGCGCUGCUCGUCGCGCUCUGCUUGGGGCUCUGGAGAAGGACCCGUGCUCCAGACAGUGGAGAUGAGCGGGAGAGGUCCAUCAGCAUCACGGAGGAGGUGAACAAAGAAGAAAGGGAAGACGAUUUCCAUCCGGAGGAGCGGCUGGUCAGGGAGAAGAUCCGACGCUCAGCGCGGAGCCUGGCCUGCAGGAGAUGGGAGGUGGAGACGGUGGUGGGCGAUGUCCUUGGUGUCCUCCAGAUCUGGAGAAGGACCCGUGCUCCAGACAGUGGAGAUGAGCGGGAGAGGUCCAUCAGCAUCACGGAGGAGGUGAACAAAGAAGAAAGGGAAGACGAUUUCCAUCCGGAGGAGCGGCUGGUCAGGGAGAAGAUCCGGCGCUCAGCGCGGAGGCUGGCCUGCAGGAGAUGGGAGGUGGAGACGGUGGUGGGCGAUGUCCUUGGUGUCCUCCAGAAGCGCCUGUCCCAGAACUUCUUCCUGGUGCCGCAGGCAGCCAUCGGGGUGGGCAGCGCCUUUGAAGGCUGGAGUCCCUGUGGGCCUGACGCUGUGUUCCGGCUGCUGGUGCCCCUGAAACCCUCCCGGGGACAUGCCUUCCAGCUGGAGCUGGGCCCUGCAGGAGACACAGCGGCAAAGCACCGUGUCCGCGUGGACCUGGCGUGCACCUGCUCGAAGGAGGCCCGUGGGGAGGAGGCCAUGCUGUGCUUCGUCCACCAGCCCUAUGAGGCGCUGGAGAGAGAUCAGGACUCCGGCCUCCUGUGCCAGCUCUGCACCGGCCGCUACCUGGAUGCGCAGAAGGUCGCCCGCUGGUUCCAGGAGCUGGUGAGCUCAGCCUGGGAGGAGAUGGGUCUUGGGCGUCGCUACCGGCUGAGGGUGCUGCCUUCCCGCCGCUCCUGCAAGCUGGAGCUGACAGGGGCCUCCGGGAGAUCCGUCGUCGUGGAGCUGCUCUUUGGGGUGCAGCGAGGCGAGUCGGACCUCUUCCUGAGCAGCCAGGCUCCAGAGGCCAUCUUCACGCCGGGCAUCAUGUGGACAGAGAGCUCCGCUGUGGCAGAGGCCAAGUUCUUCAGCCACGUGGCCAGGCAGGCCCUGCCUGACAGCCUCCACCUCCAAUGCCUGCAGCUCCUCACCGGCAGCCUGGGAGGCACGGUCCUUUCCUCCUACACCUUCAAGACGGCCGUGAUGCACCUCCUCAACCUGUGCCCCGGGACAAGCGUGCCAUUCACCCUCCAGCUGCAGGACGUCAUGGACUACCUGCGCAGCUGCCUGGAGGAGAAGCGCCUCCAUCACUUCAUCUUUGGCAACGAGUGCUUGCCCGAGGCCAUCGUCUUGCCCCCAGCCACCCAGCCAGCUGAGCCAGUCAACCUCUUCCAGUGCCUGGUGGAGGAUCCAGAAGCCCACGCCAAGGCACUGCGGGAGUUCCAGGAGCUGCAAGGUCGGCUCACGGGCCUCCUGCUCUUUGGAGCCUGA
Messenger RNA from Calidris pugnax (ruff), 1635 nucleotides. RefSeq names its product inositol 1,4,5-trisphosphate receptor-interacting protein-like 1. The record is from RefSeq and is a predicted model, not a curated record. The transcript has a single exon. Gene Ontology annotation, cellular component: membrane. The coding region runs from base 1 to 1635 and encodes 544 amino acids. Lineage: Eukaryota; Metazoa; Chordata; Aves; Charadriiformes; Scolopacidae.